AUGGUUGUUACCCCUGAACAACCCAAUGGAAACAACAACAACAACAACAACAACAACAAGAAAGGUUGGAAUAAGAGGAAGGGAAAAUCUUCACAAGAACCCUCGAAAAAGCAACAGUUAGUGGCGGUCCAUGCUUCUACUGUAUCUGCUAAUACUGCACCAUCUAAGCCUUAUGCUUGUAAUCUCCCCAAAUGCAACAAGUGCAAUUUUCACCACAAUGAAAAUUGUUGGGAAAUGCAGUGUCGUAACUGCAACAGAAAAGGGCAUACUGCCCGAUUCUGUAGAUCGCCACCUCAACCGAUUAACCAAGUACCUGCCGUUGGAGUAGGUCAAGCAUGCUAUCAAUGCGGUGAUGUGGGGAAUUUCAAAAGAGAUUGUCUGAAAGCUGGAAAUGUUGGUGGAAAUCCUAAAAUAAGCUAG
Molecule: messenger RNA, 420 nt
Organism: Lactuca sativa (garden lettuce)
Lineage: Eukaryota; Viridiplantae; Streptophyta; Magnoliopsida; Asterales; Asteraceae
Source: RefSeq, a predicted model, not a curated record